AUGCUGAAAAAAUGGAUUUCCUUAGACUAUCAAAAAUUAUGCAGAAUAGUACACCAUGAGGAAAAAGAAAGAGGUAGACCCAGGCACCGACAGCCGAAUGAUCUGGAGGAAGACUUGAGGAAAAUGGGGAUUAGAAAUUGGAGGAACCUGUGGACCGCGAAGAGUGGAGAAAAGGGCAGAGCCUCAGGUCCUACAAAGAGUGUAGCGCCCAUUGAAGAAUAA
Molecule: messenger RNA, 222 nt
Organism: Nezara viridula (southern green stink bug)
Lineage: Eukaryota; Metazoa; Arthropoda; Insecta; Hemiptera; Pentatomidae
Source: the annotation of a GenBank genome assembly